Messenger RNA from Carica papaya (papaya), 1008 nucleotides. RefSeq names its product Mannose-binding lectin superfamily protein. Gene Ontology annotation, molecular function: carbohydrate binding. NCBI's taxonomy places the organism in Eukaryota, Viridiplantae, Streptophyta, Magnoliopsida, Brassicales, Caricaceae. The record is from RefSeq and is a predicted model, not a curated record.
UUGUAAACUUAUCCAAAGAGAAGAACGUGAUGUGCAGAGACUCAAACCUUAAGUUGUUGGCGAUUGUCUGGGAGCAGCUUUGCAGCCCCAAGAAGCAUUGCAACAUGAGCAUCAUGUCCACAAGCAUGCAUCUUCCCAGUGGAAUUAGAUACCAGAUGAGAUGUUACACUUCUCUUUUCUAUAUGAAGCCUCCUGCCAACCACAAACUACUCCCAUUCUGCAGUCCACAAUUUUGGCUUCUCUCAAAUUCUACUUCAGCAGAUUUUGUUAGUAAACAUGGAUGGUGGCAAGAAUCAACAAGGUGGUGGAAAGAAACUGAAUAUAGUGGUAGGACCAUGGGGGGGAAACGGAGGGACUAGUUGGGAUGAUGGAACCUAUCAUGGAAUCCGAGAGAUCACUCUUGUUUAUGAUAAAUGCAUCGAUUCCAUCUCUGUUGUGUACGAUAAGAAUGGAAAACCAGUAAAAGCAGAAAAACAUGGAGGUGUAGGAGGCAGUCACACAACAGAGAUAAAGCUGAAUUAUCCAGAGGAGUACUUGGUAAAUGUAAGUGGUUAUUACUGUCCGGUAGUUUAUGGGGGCAGCCCUGUGAUAAGGUCACUGACAUUUAAGAGCAACAAAAGAGUAUUUGGUCCAUUUGGAGUAGAAGAAGGAACACCCUUCACUUUCUCCAUGGAUGGAGGGAGACUUGUAGGGUUUAAUGGAAGAAGUGGCUGGUAUCUUGACUCGCUUGGAUUCCAUGUAUCUCGUGUUCAACCUAAAAACCUCUUUCAAAAAGUUCAGAAAGGUCUAAGGAGGCUUACCAGUACCAUCUCAAAAUCGCCUGCACCUAAGGAUGAUGGAAAUGGAUAUUGAUGAAGAAAUCUAUCUAGAAUAGAGUACAUGGGAUAAGACCACAAUUUAUGCCUUUUUCCCCGGACGAAAUAUGGGAAGCUAUCUACUAGCUGUUGUCCUGUAUCAAUAAUGUUUGUAUCCAAUGAGAAUGAGAAGCAUGAAGCAACUUGUGUUUUA